AUGUACAUCAAAACCAUCACCUCCAUCGCCCUCGCAGCCACGCUUGCCCUGGGCGGCCCCAUCUUCCCAAGAGACGGAUGGAAGAACCCCAAAGGCGGAAACAUGGACAUCAACGUAUCGGACAAAACCGUAAAAUGGGGCACAGCCAAUCCAUCCGACGUGAUUCAAAAGCUUCUCGACCACUGUCACGCUGACGGCACGUGCGACGCCGACUUUGAGGUCGACUCGGGAUGGAAGAAUAAGAAUGGAAACAACCCAUUUGAGAAGGGUAAAGUCAAAAUCAGCAUCACAGAUGCCCAGUUUGAAGUUUGGGCCAAGAACGGUCUCGUGGAGGCUAUGAAGGCUGUUAUUGGAAAAGCCUCCAAGGUCGAUCAUACUAGCUGGACGGCUGCUCCUUCAUGUGGAGGCAACAUCUGUUCCACAGGAGAGAAGCCAAACAAGAUUGAUCAGUGGACUGGUCCUGAGCAGAUUAACCUCCAGGUUCGGGAUAAGGAUGGUGGUCUGAAGGACUUUAUUCACAUUACUGCCACGCCCCAUGUUGAUGAUAGCUUCUCCGGUUUGUGCUCUACAUUGGUAGGCAUUGGGUCGUCUGCUGCUAGCUUGGUAAAUGGAGCUGCUGGUGGUGUCUUUUCACUUGCGAACCUUGGUUGCUUGAUGUCGGAUGCUUCGUGA
Pochonia chlamydosporia 170 is the source of this 672-nucleotide messenger RNA. RefSeq lists its product as hypothetical. The record is from RefSeq and is a predicted model, not a curated record. The coding region runs from base 1 to 672 and encodes 223 amino acids. The transcript is spliced from 2 exons. Lineage: Eukaryota; Fungi; Ascomycota; Sordariomycetes; Hypocreales; Clavicipitaceae.